AUGAGGCCCCCACGCCUUUCCCGCGCGCCCCCCGAACGCGCCCGCAAGAAACCGCUACGCACUGGCCCCGCCCCACAGGUCUCGCGAGGCCGGUCUCGGCGGCCCACCGGCAUCUCCCGGGGCGGGCUGGCCACGCCCCCAGGCGCUCACAGCCACGCCCCAGGCGCUCGAAGUCACGCCCCUGGCGCUCACAGCCACGCCCCAGGCGCUCGAAGUCACGCCCCAGGAGCUCACAGCCACGCCCCUGGCGCUCACAGCCACGCCCUGGCGCUCGAAGCCACGCCCCCAGGCGCUCGAAGCCCGCCCUCAUGCCCAACUCUGACAAAGCCUCUCAGCCGCGCAACCCGCCGCAGAGCUGUGCUAUUUCUGAGAGGCUGGUUACGCUCCCCGACGCGCUCGUCACCAGCUCGCGGUGAUGAGCCUGUUCACGGUUACCGGCCAGGAAGCCACGCCCCUCACCGCCCAGGCAGCCCGCCCUCUCCGAGGGAAACCUGUGGACGCGUUCCGGGAUGGCCACGCCUCCGGCCUGCAGAGUCCCCGCCCACACAGAAGUUAAAGAAGCACUACGCACCUAGCCACGCCCACUCCAGGUCACUGCCACGCCCCAGCCGCCGCCGAGCCCUGCGUCACCGAGGCGACGCUCACCCAAGCCCUACGCGCUCGGCCCCGCCCCUAGGGUCCUCCCGCGCCCGCGGCCGGGCUGGGGCACUAUUCGAGAGGUGGAGACGAUCGCCGCCCCUCUGCACGGCCCGCCCGCUCCACGGCCCGCCACGCCCCCGCGCCGGGGAGCCCGUCCAGCGUUCACCGCGGGGCACGCAGGUUGCCAGGCCCUCAGACUGCCGAGGCCCGCCUUUAACAGCCUCAGCUCCUCAGACGGGCUGGGUUAUUCCGGAAUCGGCAGGUCGCAUCUCGAAAGCCAACCCCCAACAGUUUGCCGGCCGGCCACGCCCCCGACGUCCCCUCCGCCUCCGCCCCUGCACGAUACAUAUUCAUAAGCCGCGGACGGUCCCCCUUCCCACGACCCUGGAGCCGGCCACUUCCAGCCCCGCCCCACAGGCCUGCCCCUCAGGCCCCGCCCCUCAGGCCCCGCCCUCAUGCAUUAUUCAUGAGUCUGGACCACGUGGACGCGCUAGCCCCACCCCUCAGUCUCUCACUCAGUGUUGCGCAAUCACCACCACCGGCCACUCCAGAACAUUCCUUCCCGGUAUAAACAAGCCUGGUCCCCAUCUGCAGUUUUUCCUGACCCUUCCCUGUCACUGGCGUCUCUGAUCUGCGUGUCCUCGUGGGCAUUUCGUAGUGCGGCCACACAUCCAGAGGCCUCUGAGGACCACACGGUAUUCUGGAGCCUGUAAUCAACAGCUGUUGCUUGCCCACCGUGGAUGCUCACUGCUCACCUGUGGACAGUUUUUAAUAGACUGUGAACUGCUGGGAUGUGUCAAACUCCUACACAGUGACUCUAAAAAAAAAAUCUUUUGCCCGGGGCGAGGGGCUGGGGGUGCAUGGCUUUAGUCCCAACAGAUUUCCAGAGGCAGAAGCAGGAGGAUCUCUGUGA
Messenger RNA from Peromyscus maniculatus bairdii (prairie deer mouse), 1552 nucleotides. The record is from RefSeq and is a predicted model, not a curated record. Lineage: Eukaryota; Metazoa; Chordata; Mammalia; Rodentia; Cricetidae.